This is a messenger RNA of Thamnophis sirtalis, 5519 nucleotides long. The record is from RefSeq and is a predicted model, not a curated record. Lineage: Eukaryota; Metazoa; Chordata; Lepidosauria; Squamata; Natricidae.
AAACUAAAUCGUCUCCAGAAGGAGAAGGAGGAGAAAAGUUAGCUGAAGAUGAGUAUGAGGAUGUGGGAAGCGUUGCAAGUGAAGAAGAAGAAGAAGAACCACCACCAGAACCAGAAAAACCUCCAGAACCAGUGAAGAAGAAGAAAAAAGUAGUAGUAGAGAAGAAGAUCUCUGAAAAUUUCUAUUAUAACUAUGAAGAACUGUGCUCAAAUCCAUAUAUAACUCCAGAUUCUGGAAUACCGGUGAACCUGCUCUCUCUUAAACAUUCUUUUGGAUAUGACUGCACUAGACGAGCAAACCUCCAGAUCCUGGAUAGUCAGAUUCUCCUCUACAUAGCUGGCAGCCAGUUAGUUCUCCUGGAUAUGAAAUCGAACUACCAGAGAUACCUUCGAAGCACAGGUGGUGGAGGGAUUGGUGUAAUCACGGCACACCCAGACAGAACUCAUUUUGCAGUAGGAGAAAAAGGUUGGAAGCCCAACAUGGUUAUCUAUGAAUAUCCUUCUUUAAAACCAUACAGAAUAUUACGAGGUGGAACAGAACAGUCAUAUGCAUUUGCUGACUUUAACCGUUCUGGCACCCUGAUAGCCACUGUAGGGGGUAGCCCGGACUAUACAUUGACAGUCUGGGACUGGAAACAAGAAAAGAUUAUAUUGAGAUCAAAAGCAUUUUCACAAGAUGUUUAUAAAGUCACUUUUUCUCCUGAAAAUGAGGAACAACUUACUACUUCUGGUUCAGGCCACAUCAAGUUUUGGAGAAUGGCUCUCACUUUUACUGGCUUGAAAUUACAAGGGGCAUUGGGUAGGUUUGGAAAGACAUCACUGACAGAUAUUGAAGGAUAUGUGGAGCUGCCAGAUGGUAAGGUACUUUCAGGUUCAGAAUGGGGUAAUUUGCUUCUUUGGGAAGGUGGACUCAUAAAAGUGGAACUCUGCCGACCUGGCCAUAAAAAUUGUCAUAGUGGUCCUAUUAGUCAGUUAAUUCUGGAUGAAGGAGAAGUGUUCACUGUUGGAACAGAUGGAUACAUUAGGGUUUGGGAUUUUGAAACAAUAGACACAGCUGAUGUUGUGGAUGAUACUGGACUUGUAGAGAUGGAACACAUAAAUGAACUUUUAGUAGGCAAAAAUGUCAGUCUGAAUUUUAUGAUGAAAAUUCAUGAACGGGGAGAACCAUAUUGGUAUGCUCAGGAUUUCAAUGGUGCUAUAUGGAAGCUUGAUUUAAGUUUCUCGAAUGUCAGAGAAAAGGAAAUUAACCGCAGAGAAAAAAUUAAACAACAGAAGGAGAAAGAAAAGCAGCAAUGGAUCCAACAACAGCUGGACAGGGGGAAAACACUAGAAGAAAUAGAAAUGCCUGAAGAAGUGCCCGUCGAAGAGGAACCACUUCCAGAAAUCUAUAUCCCAGAAACUCCAAGUCCUAUCCUUUGUGGGUUUUACUCUGAUCCAGGGAGAUUCUGGUUAUCAUUGGGAGAAUAUGACACAGGAUUUUUGUAUCACUGUGCAUUUUCCUCUGAGCAGCAAAAAGAUCCUGAGACUCGGCAGGAUGAACCCUUUGAUGUUAUCCCUCUUGAAGAUGCAGAUGACAAUGCCAUUCAUCGCAUCAGCUUUUGCUCCACAGGUUUAUUAAUGUUUUGUGGGAUGCAUAAUGGAAUAGUGAGGAUUUAUCCCCUCCACAACAAAGAACUUUGUCUGGACAACAUAGCUGGAUAUUGGUCAUUUAGUUUGCAUGAUAAUGACUAUGGGCAAAUUCAAGGGAUAUACUCAAGUUUUGAUGAUCGAUUUCUAGUAACUUGUGGAGCAGAUGGCAACAUCUUUGCAUAUGACAUUCUUUCUGCUGAGGAAGUUAAGAAAGUCCUGAAGACUAAAGUGCCCUCUCCAAGAAGCGGAUUAGACAAAGAGAAAGCGGCAGAUGAUAUUGAGGAUAUUUAUGCCUACAGUAUUGAGAAUGCCAAGCAAAAAAAAGAACAUGAUCAGAUAAUGAAAAUUGCAGAACGCAAGAAAUAUUUGAAGAGACAAGAACUGAUUUUAUUGAGGCAGGAAUUUCAGGAAUUGCUCCGGAUCAAUAGUGAAUUGCCCAAACACAUGCAGCUCCUUAGAGAACAAUUUGAAAUGGACCAGAGAAUUCGUGCAGAAAUGGACAGAAAGACUGCAAAAAGUAUUAGGCAAGUAAUGAGAGAACUGGCCUGGGAACAGGAAAAACAUCACAUUGGGUUGCGAAAAGUACAUGAACGAUACCGGGGCAAUUUGGAGUAUGACACCAUUUUGGUCUGUGCCAUGAGAAGUACUCACCGAAUCUCCACAUACAAACUAUUGACAAUCUCAGAGAGUUCAUACCGAGCCAGAAAACAAAUUCACCCAGGGAAAAGAAGAAUAAGCAAAUUUGAUCGGAAAGGAAAAGAAGGAGAGCAAAGAAAAGAUAGCCAAAGAGAUAUUAAAACAAUAGUUACAGCCCAGGCUGCCAUUGAUGAAGAACCAGAAGCUGAAAAAACAAGGAAAAAAUCCCAACCUCACACAGCAGCAAGCCGUAUUGUUGAAAAUCGAAUGGAAAAACUUAGGAAAAUUAUUGAAAAAGCAGACAAAGCCAAAGCUAAAAUCCAAAAAAGAAAAAUGGAGUGGAAUGAAUUAUUCAAGAGCAAACCAAGUGAUAACUAUGAGGAUCCUCAAGAUGUAGCAAAUAUCAAAGAAGCUCAAGAGAACAUGGGGGACUUCAAAUUAAAAACUGCCACUAACUACAAAAUUCCUGAGCAUAUGAGAAUCAAUGCGGAUAAAAAAACAAGCCAAUUGCAAGCUUUAGAAGCAGCUAUACAUGAGAAGAAGCUGACGAUGAACAAAUGGAUUGUGUCUCUCCGAGAUCUUAAAGUUGCUAUUAUAGAAGAGAUUCAGUGUGUAGUACAAGAAUUGAAAGCUAUACAGUCAUCUCUGGAUCCAUCCAAACAUCUGUCAAUACCUUUGGUUCCUCAACUACUUCCCGAAGAGACACCAGAAAAACAUUUCCAGUAUGACCAUGACAUGCUUUUGAAGUUCAAACAAGAAGCAGAAGACCAAGAGAAGAAAAUAACAUCAUCGAUUCCUUCUCUGGAGUCUGGAAGUUUAGGAGGAUUUGGUGGAGGAUUUCUUCAUAGUCCUUCAAUCAAGGAAGUAGACAGUGGUCGGAUUGCAGCUUUAAGGCCAGCAAGACUAUCAUCUGGAAUUUCUGAGCAACCACCUAAAAUAUUUGAGAUUCAGCCGGCAGAACCAACAGAUCUUGAAUUGGAAAUCAGACAGAGAGAAGAGAUAAGAAACGUUCAUCUGCAGGAAACUUUGAUCAAGAGGAUAGAUGAACUGAUGAUCACUUUUGAUGCUGAGCUUUGCCUUCUCCGUCACCAAAAGAUGAAACUUGACAUCCUAAUGAAAACAGCUGAUCUGCGCCACAUCACUUGGUUCGAAGAACUUCUUCUCCUGAAGAAUUUUGAAAAACAUGAGGACAUUCUCCAAGAACGUGUCAACAGCCUUGUUAGUGAAGAAGAAGAAAUGCAAAGCAAGUUAAAUGACUGGCUUGGCCUCAUAGAGAAUAAAAAAACAGAAAUUGCAAAGCUCCAAGAAAGAGAAAAAAUCCUCUAUGCCACUUUUCAAGCAUCCUUGGGAGAAAAUAACAAGUUUGCUACAUUCCUUACUAAAGUUCUCAAGAAAAAGAUCAAACGUGUUAAGAAGAAAGAAGUGGAAGGUGAAGGAGAUGAAGAGGAAGAAAGUGAGGAAGAGAGUGAAGAGGAGUCUAGUUUAGAGAGUGAUGAAGAGGAAUCAGGAUCUGAGGAUGAAGUCUUUGACGAUUCUGUUUGUCCAAAAAAUUGUGAUGAGUCACUCUUUGAGAACACGCUGCAGCUUCGAGAGAAACGACUAGAUAUUGAGGAGGCUUUAGUUGAAGAGAAAAAAGCUAUUGAAAAUGCCAGGAAAGAAUAUGACGCAUUGUCAAAGAAGGUGAAAGUCGUAGUGGCGAGCCUAGAUAAUGCAGAAGGGGAACUUGAGGCCUUUCAGAGAGAAAAGCAGCAGCGGCUGAAUGAGCUACAUGUUGUAGUGCCUCUAAAACUUCACCAGGUGGAAUAUAUGUCGAAUGGAGAAAUUCCCUCUGAUCUCUCACAGUCUUUGGUAUUUACCAAUCUAUCUUUAGUGAACUUGCAGCAAAGAAUUUUGACUUUGCAGCAGGAGAAAUUAGAACAGAGGUCCCUUUAUAAGAAAGCCCGGGAACAGCAUAAACAACUAAUUCGAGACAGAAGAGAAAUAGCACGUACGAUUGAGCAACUGGAAGAGAAAUGUAAUCAAUUGAUGAUGAUGAAAUUUGGCCGGAUUGUAAACUUGGAAGCCCUUCAGACUCUUUCUGUUAACACAAACCUAGAAGAACUCAGGAUGAAAGUAAUGGAGAAAGAGCAAAUUCAAGCGGUAGAAUUAAAAAAAUGGGAGAAUAAAAUUUUUGAGAUGCGUCAGCAGCAGAUGAUGGUAACAAAAGAAAAUACUAGUAAAAUAAAGCAAAUGAAUGCAUUUUGCAUAGAAAAGAUGAAACUUGAAGCUAAAGUGGAUUCACUGCAGAACAACUUGGGAGCAGAAUUUCAAGGACCUCGCAGAGCAGAUAUUGAGGAAAGGGAAAAAUUAAUUGCACUUGUUCAGCUGCAAGCCCAAGAAGCUGAAGUCUUGAAAGAAGAAAUAACUCUCCUGAGUCGAAAAGAUGGUCGUAUCUUCCCAGCCUCUCAAAAUCUUUUCCAGAGAGAUGAGAUUAUAGAUUAAAUAGUGUCCUAGUCUUGGGUUUGUUUUUUUUAAUAUAACUCAUUUCAUGUAUCUAGCCAGAAAAGUGCUUUUGAGACUUUACCCUUGUUUAUUUUAAUUCUGGAAGAAAUGCUCUGCCUUGAACUAUUGUUUAGGUUGAACUCUAAGAUGAUAAGUUCUCUGGAGAUGCAGUGAUUGAGAAAACCUGUACCAUUUGAAUGACAGUUAUUAAAGAUAUAGAAUCAUUCUGGAUAAAAUAGACUGUAUCUCUCAUUCUUCUAAUCAGUUGGGUUUUCUGUGGAUAUAUGAAGGGUCUCAAAAAUCUACAAAUAGUUCUAUUACCUAACCCAACAUACAUAUUUGUACAUGUCAAACAAGGAACAGUCUGCAAAUGGGAACUUGUUCUCCCGGUUUGCUGGUAAAACUGUGUCUAUAUCACAGUAUGAAACAAUAAUGUAUUACUACUCAAUGGCAUGCUGCACAUGAGAAACUGACUAAGCCAGACCCAAAGUAACCACCAAUAACCUGGAAAAUGGGGGCAAGCCUUGGCAUUCUGUCAAGAUGCUGUUGACUGAGAAAAAAAUUAUCAGCAGAGCAUUCUCAUAUCAUCACUAUUCCUUCUACAGUAUCUUAAACUGUUACAGACUUUGAAAUUGGCAGUGUCACUUGGUGGCUGCUCAGCUAUGUGAACUGCUUAUAAUUUUCAUAGCUAACAUAUGGAAAUAUUUUCAGAUUCUAAUUUAACUUUUAUAUUAUGUAAUAAAGCAUAUGGGCGUAAUUAAAUUUUAAACACUC